CAAGGGUGCUGAAGGAAGAUGUCGACGUUGAUUCAAGAAAUAACUAUGGUCGUGCACCUAUUCAUUGGGCGGCUUCGAGAGGGAACACGGAGAUCAUCGAGAUGCUGAUUCAAGCAAAAUGUGACAUUGAAGCGAAAGAUAAGAAGCGUGCAGAAUACUGCUGGAAAAUUUCAUGACACCUGAAGUUAUAUGAUCCUCAUAACUUGAAUGCUAUAGAAAUUUAAAUACUGCCGCUUUCAGUACGGUAUGCGACCAUUGCAUAUGGCUGCAUGGUACGGACAUCAGGAUGCUGUGAAAAUUUUGAUCAAUGCUGGUGCUAAUGUUUCUGCAGUUAACAAGGAGAAAGAAAGUUGUUUUCUUUCUUUCUAUCUGUGUCUGUCACAGAAACAGUACACUUUACUAAUGUGUGGUGCUCGGGGCAACAAUGCCAAUGUCGUGCAAUAUCUUGCGGAAGCCGUGGAAUCGUUGAACGGAGAUGCAAUGGAUUACACUGGUGCAACUGCUCUACAUCAUGCAGCUGUCGCCGGCCAUCCUGGUGUAAUAUCGGCUAUAUGUAACAUUCCACGAAUAGAGUUGAAUGCAACGGAUAAGAUAGGACAAGCACCGAUACAUCGUGCUUGCUCGGAGGAACAUUUGGGAGCCGUAGCGGCUUUGAUUGACUUAGGAGCAAACGUGAACGCUCAAGACAAUGAAGGAAAUACACCGCUUCAUGUAGCAACACGAAUGAGGCAGAUUGAAAUGGUUCAACUUCUAUUGAAAGCUGGAGCAAAUACCGAGUUGACUGAUCAGAUGGAUUUCACUCCGCUUCACCUAGCAGCGAGCCACGGUUGCAAGGGUAUCUUGGAUUUACUCAUACAAAAUGGUGCAACUUUGAACAAAGAGUGCAAGAACGGAAAUACUGCAUUACAUUUGGCGUGCCAAAAUAAUGAAGUGGACACGGUGGAAAUAUUGAUAAACAAAGGUGUUGACCUUAAUUGCUUGAACUUGAGAAUGCAAUCACCGAUACACAUUGCAGCCGAAAUGGGACACACUGAGAUAUGCGAACUGUUGCUCGCGUCAGGUGCGAAUAUAGAACAAAGAGAACAGAGUGGCCGAACACCACUUUAUAUCGCAGCAAGGGGUAGUUUCACAGCUAUCGUCGAUAUGAUCAUUAAAACUGCACGGUUGGAUUAUCCGACACCAGAGAAUUCAAAUUCGGAUAAGGAAGUUCGUGAAUUAACGCCAGCACGAAGACGUUGGAGAGAAGGUUCUCGAGGUGGAAGCAUGUGUAGUAAUAACAGUGCACUUACUGAACCGGUUCGAUCAGUUUUAUGGAAGCUGGCAUAUAAACAAUUGGGACCAGAAGAUUGGAAGAAAUUAGCUCUACAUUGGGCCUUCAGUCAUGAGCAAAUUAAGGCUAUCGAACAUCAAUAUACUGUUGCGAACGUAGGUCCUUCGAGUUACAAGGAGCACGGAUUCCGGAUGCUGAUGAUUUGGACCUCGGGAUUAAAUUCGGAAGCACCAUUGGUAAAAGAAUUGUGCGAGGCUUUGCAAGCCAUUGAUAAGAAGAAUCUCGCUGAUUCCAUUCGAAAGCAAACAAAUCUGGAGAAUGAAGUGAAAUUGAAUUCGAACAAACAGAGUUGUCACGAAUGCUUGAUAGUAUGAAGAUCCUCCCUAUUCAAGAAAUUUCGUGAUUAUUUUAAUAUAAUGAUCGAAUAUUAUUACGUCCAUUCAUAUAUCGUUUGUAUAUCGAUCAAAUAUGUCGCACUUUUUACAAAACUUAUUAUUCACCGAAAAACACAUAUAUAUAUAUAUAUAUAUAUAUAUAUAUAUAUAUAUAUAUAUAUAUCGACGAUAGAUCAUAAUUACUUGUUUCGCGAGAUGCGUUCGAUCUACCUUUAACCGGAAAGUUAAGAUUAUUAUUGAAUAUAUCAAUUAAGAAUUAAAUACUUACAUAAACAAAAGUAAAAUAUAUAUAUAAUAUAUAUAUAUAUAUAUAUAAUCUAUGUAUAUAUCAUCUAUUAUGAUGAUCAGCGUCGUUUUUUUGAAACAUGAACAAUUUGCAAAAGAAAGGCAUAAAAAUACUUACCAUCAAAAAGUCUUCUUAGUUUCCUGAGUAUGCAUUUGUUAAGAUUUCACAAAUUUAUAUCGCAAAUUUAUCUUGCACAAUUUGUGGAUGAUAGUUACGGUAGUCACUUCGUCGGAAAAUAAAGUACAAACUGAAUGAUCGAAAUAAUAUAAUUAAAUCAAGGUCAAUAAGGAAAAGUUUCAAAAAGAAAGGAUAAUGAUAAAAAAGUUGCAUGAGAAAAAUUGAUUUCUAUUAAAAUGUGAAUGUUUAUUAUUCAUAUUCAUCGUAUGGAAUAUAUUUACCUGUAUUACUUUACAGAAGAACGAAUCCAACCUUGCUUUUUCUUUCCCAUUAUUUAUAACAAAA
This is a messenger RNA of Vespa velutina, 2413 nucleotides long. RefSeq names its product ankyrin repeat and death domain-containing protein 1A-like. The transcript is spliced from 12 exons. NCBI's taxonomy places the organism in Eukaryota, Metazoa, Arthropoda, Insecta, Hymenoptera, Vespidae. Gene Ontology annotation, molecular function: protein binding. Bases 247 to 1644 code for a protein of 465 amino acids. The record is from RefSeq and is a predicted model, not a curated record. Gene Ontology annotation, biological process: signal transduction.